AUCCAUGUGGGUCUUGCUGCAAGCACCCGCUGAAUGCUUAGCCUGGAUGGCUGAAGAUGUCAGCAUAUGGCCACGCCAUGCUCCUUACUAUCACUCUCGCCUGUAUUCCCUUAGCCAUUCGAGCAAGCAUCCGAUAGCAUUCUGCAGGGUUGCUCACUCGUUCGGUCAUAAUUCAGAUAAUAGUCGAUUGGUAUUAGUCGAUUCAUAAAGAGCCCUCAUUGGCAUCGCGAUUAGGAGCUAUCGAUGGAUCUUAUCGAGCCCGCCUUGCACUCCCAGCCGGCGCAAAGCGCAUGCAUGCAUGCGGUCAGUCCCAGGGACCAAGUGCCGUCGCAGUCGCCCGAGUCCGUUGCCAGGGAUCGUCGCCUCCAGAAGCAUCGCCGCCAGGUCUUGGGGUCGCGCCACGGCACGCCUGCGCCCAUCCGGCCGUCCGUGCUCGAGUCGCGAGCCUCUGGCCCUCCCGUGCUCACGGAUGACCCCGCUUUAGUCACGCUCGCGACAGAAGGCUGCGAAGCAGGCACUGCGUCGAAUUCUUGGGACGGCUUUUCGUUCCCCGCCACGCCCAGCACCUGCGACUCGCAUGGCUCCUCAGGGAUCUCCCCGAGAGACGGACCCUCCUCGCCCGCCUUUUCGCCAAGGUUUUUCUCGCCUAGGGGAAGGAUUUCGCCUCCAGUCUCAUCGCCAAGGUUUUCGCCUAGAAUCCCAUCGCCUCGGUUACCAUCUGGCGUGGCCGCGCAGGGGGCAGCUGCCGGCCACUCACUGUUGAGCGGGCGCGCAAUGGAGAGCCAGCGGCACGCGAUUCUCGGGUGUCGGCGCGGCACCAUGCCGCCGCCCUGCCUGCAGUGCGACGGCGCCGUCCCUGAACCAGGAGCCGGUGCUGCUUCCGCAACUCGCGGCCACGCUCCAACUGUCAGCGAGUCUCAAGAUUCGCCACUUCUCGCCGCGCCGUGUGGUUCGCGCGCGCAGCGGACGGCCGUCCAAGGUACUGGUGGUGCGGGUGGGAUCGGGCCGAGUGAUCCACGCGCCAGUCAGCCUCACAGCCAUGGCGCGCAGCUGCGCCCUGCCGCCGCAUCACCUGGAGACUCCAACUCCCAGGCUUUCCGGCGUCCACGGCCCCCGCUCCUCAUCCUCCCCGCGGACUGCGCCGCCGACACCUGCAGUGGCGCUGCAACCAGCCACGCCACGCUCGGCUCGCCGAGCGUACUGGUGCGGGCGGCGGGGAGGGCGGGGCGGGCCGUGUACCCCAGGUCCAUCAGUACGCCCUCCACCGCCGCUGCCACGUCCCCCGCCGCGUCCGCUGGGUCCACAGCGCCCUCCCCGCACGACUCUGCGUCGUCUCCACCUGCUGCUGCUUCCACCCCGUCUGCCUUUCCGCUCGCUUCCCCCUCUCCUCGCGCCCCCGCCUGCGUUGCGUCCCCGCGGCUACUGCAACCGAUAUUUCCGCGCGCUUCCCCUUCCCCGCCUUCCUCUGCCUCCGCAUCCCCGCGCCUGCUCCAGGCGACCUUCCCGCGCGCAACCAGCUCGCGCCUAUCGCCCCGCCCCUGCGUCCCUGACUGCGCUGGCCGAAUCUCCUCCCGCGAGCAGGCCGACCUUUCCCGCGCGUCCAGUUUCCACCACCAGUCCCACCGCCGCGAGAGUGAUGCGCCAAUCGCGCAAGAGGCGGCGGACCUUCCCCGCGCGUCGAGCUUCCACCGGCCCCCCUCGCAACUGCAGCCCAAACUCCUCCCCUCCGCCGCCCAGCAUUCCCGUUCUCUCCGCCCUCUCCUUCCCCUCGCCCUCCCCCACUCCCCGACCUAUCCCGCGCCUCGUAGCUGCCCGCCCGCGCGGCUGCUUGGGGAGCAGCAGCUGCGGCCGUGGGGGCGGGGAGAGGGCGGGCAGGAAAAGAGGCAGGAGCAGUGGGGGGACAGGCGAGAGAGGUCGAUGCAGGAGGCAAGCGGGGGGAGGGGGGAGGAGGAUGAGAGGGGGUCACAGGGAGUGGAGAGGGAGGAGGUUGGGUUGGAGGAGAGGAGGGGUGCAGGGGAGGAGGGGUGGCUGCCGGGACACCCGAGCUCGGGAAGCAGGCAGCAGCAGCGGCGAGCAUCCAUCAGCUUAGGGGGCCAAGUAGAUGCUGCCACGUGGCAGCAUGUCCAUCCUGGGAUGCCUGUAGAAGAAUCAGACGUGUCCAUGUGGCGCCUGGUAGCUCAUCUCCUGGCUCCGCCGAGCCCCCCAGCGCUCAGCCAGGCGUCGCAGAGCCCAACGAUGAACCGCUGCGCCAUUCAUCGCUGCGAUCCCGGGGCAGCAGCGGCAUGUGCUCAAGGGCAGCAGCUGCCAGGCGACGCCAUGAGAGGCGCAGCACGCACCGUGGCAGCAGUAGAGCAUAGUAGCCGCACGGAUGAGCGUGAGCUCGUACAGGGUCACACUCAGAGCAGUCACACCCAGAACAGUCACACCCAGAACAGUCACACCCAGAACAGUCACACUAAGAACAGUCACACCCAGAACAGUCACAUCCUGUCUCGCUCACCCAGGUUUGGCUGUGCAUCCGCAGCAAGCAGUGUGAUGCCUCCACGAGUCACAUCCAGCCCCGCUGCUGCUCCUGCUCACGCCAUUGUACAGCCGUGGCAGCAGCAGUCGCACCAGCAGCAGCAGCAACAGAAGCCGCAGCAACAACACCAUCACCAGCGGCAGCCACAGCACCAGCAGCAGCAGCAGCAGCAGCAGCAACAACAACAAGACCAUGAGCAGCAGCAGCGGCAGGAAGCGAAGGAGGUGGAAGCGGAGGUACCAAGUCUCGUCAUUGAAGGGCACACGUCAUUCAGGCUGCCCUCCCCACAUUGCUCUGCGUCCCCCACGCUACCCCACUCUCCUCUCUCCCCCACCCCCUGCCAUUCUCAUUCCCUCACCACGUCUGACCUCCAUCACCCCCCGCUCAGUAGCCCAGCUGCAAGCGCCUCUGGCGUUGCAGCGCAGAGCGCAGCGCAAGUGCUCACCAGCUCGGCUGCAGCAGGCACCAUCCCUGGGACUGUCUGUGGCCGCACGGCUCUCGCCACGCCUGACAUCCGAACCUCCCCAGGGACUCUCACAGCCGCCCACGGCCCCUUGACAGCCUGCGGGUGCUCAACAGCCCCCGCCCACGGUCCCACGCACAUAGUUCCCAAGGCCCCUUAAGCUGCUCCUAGCAGCGGAAUUUCUACCCAGAAGUGCAAAGGCUGUGGAGGGCAGUGUGCAGCAUCAGGUGGGCAUAGGGCCUGAGGGAAGUAGCAGAGCAGGGUGAAGCUGGCGGCUGGGCGGCACAGCAUGGAGGUGCUGGCGUUCCCUUCCCAUGACAGUGCCUGCUCCCUGCACCAUUGUACAUAUUCCAUCCAUGCCCAGCGAUGCGCUUCAUGCGUGGAAGCUUGGGCCUCCUCUCCUCGCGAACAUUGCGUCUCCGUGCUUGUGCCAUUCUCAACUCGAAGGGCAAUUACUUACAUUACAACCCCCCAUCCCCUCCCCCCCCCCCCCCCCCUCCCCUGCCCUCCGUAAGCACACAAGGCUGCAUGUCUGGAGCUGAUUCCAUGGUAUUUCAUGUCAAAUUGUGUAGUUAUAUAUGUUUAAUUAUCUCCUCUUUCCUAGUCAACCCCUUUUCUCUCGUAACUUUCUCCUAGCACCAGGCCCCCAAAUCGCCGACUUUUUACUCUGAUUCAGACUUUUUUCAGAACUUUUUUGGGGGUGUACUCUGAUUAGGAAGACUUUUUUUGGUACCUUACUCUGAUUUUUCAGAGAAGAUUUAUGUACUUACGUUGUUCUUUCAGACUUUUUUCACU
Closterium sp. NIES-67 is the source of this 3779-nucleotide messenger RNA. NCBI's taxonomy places the organism in Eukaryota, Viridiplantae, Streptophyta, Zygnematophyceae, Desmidiales, Closteriaceae. The record is from the annotation of a GenBank genome assembly.